Messenger RNA from Artibeus jamaicensis (Jamaican fruit-eating bat), 6931 nucleotides. RefSeq names its product ZFP92 zinc finger protein (gene ZFP92). Gene Ontology annotation, molecular function: RNA polymerase II cis-regulatory region sequence-specific DNA binding; DNA-binding transcription factor activity. The transcript is spliced from 5 exons. Lineage: Eukaryota; Metazoa; Chordata; Mammalia; Chiroptera; Phyllostomidae. The coding region runs from base 201 to 1730 and encodes 509 amino acids. The record is from RefSeq and is a predicted model, not a curated record. Gene Ontology annotation, biological process: regulation of transcription by RNA polymerase II.
CGGGAGCUGCUGUGACCGUCGGAACGCCCUGGGAGGCAGGGAGCUCGGAGAAGCUGGCAGCCAGCCCUGGAGGCUGUUCCUUUCUUGGGCGCCCGGGAAAGGCAGGCCAGGUUUUCCAGUCUGUCUACUGACUGCAGUUUGCCACUGGGCCAGCAAGAGCGCAUCCCGUCGCCUAGUCGCCUGCUUCUCGUGCUCCUGCCAUGGCAGCCAUUCUUCUGACAGCCAGACCCAAGGUGCCAGUGUCUUUUGAGGAUGUGUCCGUCUACUUCACCAAGACAGAAUGGAAGCUUCUGGAUAUCAAACAAAGGAUCCUCUACAAGCGAGUAAUGCUGGAGAACUACCGCCAUUUGGUGUCACUGGGACUUUCAUCCUCCAAGCCUCACCUGGUCUCCCUGUUAGAACGAGGGGAAGGGCCCUGGGCAGCUGACAUCAACAGGAAAAGGGCUGCCACAGGGAUACAGGCAGGUGAAAGGAUCAAGAGCCAAACAUUACAUUCCAAGGAGAAAUGUUGUCCAAAAGAAUUUGCAGGAGCCACUCUUCAGGGUAGCAGCAAGGGCCAGGUAUCCAGGCUGCCAGAGGAAACACUUGAGCGGAGACAAAAACAUGCUCAUUCUCCAGAGACAGGUUCCAGCAGGGGUGAGGAAAGAGAAAGGGUGCAAAGAAGUAACCACAACAUUAGGCAGAAUUUGGUCUCAAGGCAACAAUGUUCCAAAGGUGCAGAGAAGCGGUACCUGUGUCAGCAGUGUGGGAAAUCUUUCAGCCGGAGCUCCAACCUCAUCAAGCACCGUAUAAUCCACAGUGCUGAGAAGCCGUAUGAGUGCUCUGAGUGUGGGAAACUCUUCCGGCGCAGCUUCGCCCUCCUGGAGCACCAGCGUAUCCACAGCGGUGAGAAGCCCUACGUGUGCGAUGAGUGCGGGAAGACCUUCACACGCAGCUCCAACCUCAUCAAGCACCAAAUUAUCCACAGUGGUGAGAAGCCCUACAAGUGCCCAGAGUGUGGGAAACUCUUCCGGCGCAGCUUUGCUCUGCUGGAACACCAGCGCAUCCACAGUGGUGAACGGCCCUAUGAGUGCAAUGAGUGCGGGAAGGCCUUCAGCAGGAGUUCCAACCUCAUUGAGCACCAGCGUACCCACAGUGGCGAGAAACCCUACACAUGCAGCCAGUGUCCAAAAGCCUUCAAGGGUGUCUCUCAACUCAUUCACCACCAGCGCAUCCACAGCAGGGAGAAGCCAUUUGAGUGCAAGGAGUGCGGGAAGACCUUCCGGGGGCGCUCAGGCCUCAGUCAGCACCGCCGGGUACACAGUGGUGAGAAGCCCUAUGAGUGCAGUGAGUGUGGGAAGACAUUCAGCAGAAGAUCCAACCUCUUCAAGCACCAGGCAGUUCACAGUGAUGAGAGGCCCUACGAGUGCCAAGACUGUGGGAAGGUAUUCCGGAGCAGCUCACUUCUUCUGGAGCACCGGCGGGUGCAUGAGUGUGGGAAGGCCUGUAGCAAGAGUGACGAGAGGCCCUGCACAUGUGGCAAAUGUGGCAAGUGUGGCAAGGCUCUUAAGACAAAAUUGCAGCUCCGUCAGUAUCAGAAAAUUCGCCAUGGAAGGAAGGGUUCGGAGGAGAGUGACUGUGAAAAAGUACCAGCAUCUUUGGCCCUCAAAAGUCCCAUUGAAGAGCCCCACCCUGCAGAUGAGAAGCAGAGAAUAGAUUCUGAAUGCACGGCUGCCCACAGUGCCAUCUGAUAAGGUUGUCCAUGGGAGGUUUGGGUGCCCUGCUCCCCUCCAUUCUGUCAUUGAUGAUGCAGUUGAGGCAGGGACUUCACUGUAGCCUCUGCCUUGAGCUAAUUACAGGCUGCCAUGUAUGUGCACAGGUAUGCAUACAUGUGGAGCCAAUGUGUGAGCUGCUGCAAGAGCUCUUGAAAACCCAUCAGGACUUUGUGCUGUGAGUAGGAGGAAACCUGUGGCUAGGGCUACCCCAAGGGCAUAAGUACCUUGCGUUAUGGAGAAAUGGUUUAUUUUCUCUCAUGGGGGGUCAUUUGCUUCACCCCAAAACUCAUCAGCAUUUCCAGGUUGAAGAUACUAAAAGCACUUUAAUCCUUUAAAAGCUUAUAAGUGGAAGGGACUUGAAGAAAUUCAAAAUUGUGAGCUCUACAAGUAGGCUGUGGCUUGACUGUGACAUCCCCAAAUUCAUCAAGAAAUGGUCUGAAAAUGGACUUGGGCAAAUGUUCUUGUGGACUGCUCAUGCCUGCAUUGUCAACCUCUGCUCUGUGAGAAGGCACAGGACACCCUGCUGUCAUGUUGAGCAGUGACCCGUUCUUUUUCCUGGCCAUUUGUCUUUGUGCCUGAAAACUACAGCCUUCUAAUAUGUGUCCCCAGUUGCUGCUUCUCAGAGGAGCAGCACCCAAGACCCCAUCUUCUCAGAGCUCAGAGCUUGGGAGGGGGUGUCUUGGGGAUUGUUGGCCAGGGGCCUGCAUAGAGGAUGAGGCCCAGGGCCUCGGCAUCUCCUCCCCCGAAAAAAGCCCUUUUGCUCCGGUCCCUUGAAGCAGCAGGCUCCAGGCAAGACAUUGCAGCAUGGCAACAUUUUCCACCAGCUGCCCUGCUGCCUUUAGUCUCCUCCCUGCCCACCAGACCCUCAGGCUUGCCUACUGUCCUGCUACCUUCUGUACCUCCCACCCCACCAUCAAAGGCCACCCUGGCUUCUCUGUCCUUCCUCCCCACCCUCAGUGCCUAAAGCUUGAAACAUAGCUGCUCCCCGUCCCAACCCAAAUAGCCACCCUUUAUGGCUUGUGCCCAUCAGGAAGAAAGCAAGAUGUGUUAGGAAUUUGCACAGAGAGUGCCCAAUUGUGGCUCUCUCAUUGGAUCUGUCUUCACAUGACAUUUCUUAAAAUAUUGGAGGUUCAGUUGCUUUGAAUGUUACUGCGUUUGGGAUAAUGUAAGUUGAAGAUUGAGAUUUUUGCCAUAUGAGAGUGUCAGGGAAUUGCUCUUGAAAUAAGAUCCCACCCCCAACCCCCGCCAACCCUUUGAGAAGUACUCAGAGAGCAGAAAAGGACCUCACCUCCUGAGGCUUAACACGAUUGGUGUGGUGGCAAGCCUAGUUACUGUUCUCACUCCUCCCCCUUAGCCCUGUGGAAACAGAACAGACUCUUCAAAUGGCACUUUACUGCAGGCUAAGGGAGGUUCUCAAGGAGAAAGCUCACACUGGCCAAGAGGCAGCUGCUGGCAAGCUCUGUCCUGUUCCACCUGUGCUGUCUCCAGAGCUGGGCUCAGGAGUUAUGCCUCUUGGUACUCUCAAUCUAGCAUCCUGGUUGGCUUGCCACCUCCUUCCAGCCCUCUUCACUCCCAGGGGCUCUGGUCUGUUAUACAGAGCACCUGAGGACAGAAAGAUAGUAGAUGUUCUGCAGGCCACCCAUCGGGCCUGCAAGGAGCAAGCUUACCUUCUCUGCAAGAGGGGGGAAGGUCAAAGACCCAUCAGAAGAAGGUGGGAAGACCUGAAAGUACAGGAUUCCUUCUGGACAUGCUUCUUGGAGCUCCAGUUGCUAGGACAACUCCAGAAGUGAGAAAUAUAAGUGUAAGUGUAAAUAUAGGUGUUUUAUAUAGAUAUAUUGAAAGGAUUUUCCAUACCUCUGACUUAUGAGAAGUUCUUGUAAUUUGCUAUCGCACAGCCUACUUCACUGGGCCCAUACCACCUCAUUCUUUGAUUGCCUUCUGCUCUGUGUGUCACAUUCAUCUUUGUGCCCUAGUUGCCAAGCCCAGUGCUUGGUAAUUAAGUAAAUGCUUGUGAAAUAAAUAUUGCCCCCUUAGCACAUUGAACUCAGGUUUUAGACUGUAGUCAGCUUUAGCCUUACCUUGAGGCAGUUGAAAGUCUCUGCAACUUUGGGUUUUCUAGUAGAAAAAGAAGUAUUGGGAACAGUGUCUGAGGUCCAUGGAGAGGUCAUUGGGAAAUGUAUGUUUCCCAAAGCGCAGACAAUCUUUGCUGCAUGUGGCAUGAAUUCAGGAAACCAGUCCCCAUGCAGGGCAGGGCACAGUGGCAGGAGGCCCUGUGCUUAGACUCCAGUCUUGUUCAACCAUUGCCCUGACCAGGAUUGGGGCAGCAGCUGCCACAUGAUGGGAAUUGGUAAGAGUGAACAAUUUUGCUCUUACAGGCCAGUCAUUUACCAGCUUUAAUAAAGAAGGCUUGGAUCUCCCCAUUGGUUUUACUGGGUGAGCUAACCUGAUGUGUUUUUAGAUUUUAGAAACUUCUAUUUAUUUUAAGAUGACUUAAUUAUUAGUGUGAACUCCUUUUUUCAUGUUGGAACCCACAGGCAAAGAUGACUAGGUCGGGGGAGUGGGUAAUGUAUGGGUGUUUUAAGCAAAAAGUGGAUUUUUUUGGAGAGAUGCUACGCACUUUCAUUCUGGUUUUAGAGUGCCCUGAUGCUUACCCAGAUAAGUGACAUUUACAACAACAAGACAUCAGGUUAACUUAUGACGCAUGACACAUCUGAGUCUGUGGGCCAUUUGACCUUUGAAACUGUAGGCACUUUCCAAGAGCUAUUUAAAUGCUAUGGCAAUAUCUCCAUGUACCGGUAGCCAUCAGAUGGUCUAAAGUAACCAAAUACCAGCUGGGUUAAAGGUGUCAGGAAAGACAAUAAGCAUGGAAUUAUGGGGGAAAGCUAAAGCUGCUGUGUUUGGACAUCUCUCAGCCCCCUGCAUAAAUAAAGCAGAAACCCUUGAGAGCCAGCUGUGUAGGGAUCAGGAACAGCCACCUGAAGCUGGUCAGACACCGUGACUCAGACUGGGAAAGGUCAAGCACCACAUCAGUCCCCUGAGAAACACAAUUCUGUUGCCAUUCUUCAGGCAACAUGGCAGCAUCCACACUCAUCACUGUGGGUACGCCGUCUGGCCUCAUGUGGCCCUGUAGAGAGGGCAGCUUCGUCUUCAACUUCCCAUUGUUUGCUUCUUGAUGUCUGUCUGUAGAGGGACUCCAGCAUGGACACUCUUCUGUCCUGCAGGCCCAGAAGCCCCUUCCCCUGGCCUUGCCUACUGGUGGUGCCUCAAUCUCUUUCUACCUUCUGGUUCCCCCAGAAAUUAUUGGGGUCCUUGGCCCUUCCCUCUGCCCUUUGUGUCCAAUGGUCAUUGAGCUACCAGAUACUGUCCAAUGGCAAUUUUGGUUGGCCCAGCCCCAUCUGCCCUUAUGGGCCCCACCCACGCGUGGCCUCGUGCUAGGCUAAUGGCAACAACCACGUCUGGGGCUCUAAGUAGGCCUGGGCGCUUAGCUCUUUCCAAUCAUGGCUGGUAUACUAGGACCUUAGAGUGCCUGUAAGAGUUUCUCUGCUUGGCAAAGCUACCGGUGCCUUCAACAAAGAAAUAAGGAAAGGCUGUGCUCCCUGAGAGCAAGUGGCUGGAAUCCCAGAUUUGUUUCCAAGGGAGGAGAAACCAGGCCUGAGAAAGGGGCCCUUGAAGGUUUCAUUGCCAUUGCCACUCAGCAUCUUUAGGUCCCAAAUGUUUACUGAAUGGUUUACUCUCACUCCUGAAUGUGUUCUCUCUGGCAUUAUGGCAGCAUGGGUACAGCAGGAUGCUGGUUUCAGAGCCGACUCCCAUGAAGCAUCUAGGACAAGCCAGGACCCCAAACGGUCACUCCUUUACUCAGCCAAGGAGACACAGCAGACUUUCAGCUGGGGGUGCUAAGUGUACACCUUGUUAGGUAUUAAAGCAUGACAAGUUGUGUCUCGAGGCUAGAGUAGGAAGUACCAGGUGAGCUCUCAAGACAGGAAGUAGAGAUCCAGGAACUUCCAGAAGUGGGGUAGAGGGAAGAAGGGAGGGCAUAUGGUGUGUUAGGGAACCUUACAAAGGCAGAGGACCUGCUGUAGGACAAUUGGAGGUUAAAGGUCAUUAGAACCAGAGUGCAGAGAGCCUGGGAUGCCAGAGGAAGAAUUUUGGACUCUAGCUAGUUCCUGAUGAGAUGCAAUUUUUACUUUUUAUUGUUUUCAUUUUUUCCCAAGAUUUUAUUUAUUUUUAGAUGGAGGGGAAGGGUGGGAGAAAAAGAGGGAGAGAAACAUCAAUGUGUGGUUGCCUCUCGUGUGCCCCCCACUGGGGAGAUUGCUGAUUCUUAAUUUUUUCUUUUCUUUUCCCUGACUGGGAAUUGAACCAGUGACCCUUUGGUUUGCAGGCUGGCACUCAAUCCACUGAGCCACACCAGCCAGGACGGGAGACAAUUUUUAAAAACAUCACAGAAGUAUUCUAAGAUUGAGGCAGGGAAGUUAAUAUAAAAAACAUAAUUGCUAGAGUGUGUGAAUUGACACAUUGACAACCACCUAGUAUACACACUGUAUAUGUAGAUGGUUUGGAUGCCAAUUUGGUGUCAACACAUGCAUGUAGAUGGCAGCGGUCUACUACCAGUGAGGCUUUGACACAAGCAGCCUCAAUUAACAUUCUUGGGAAUCCCCACUUGCCAUAGUAUUUGUAACUGGUUUCCUGUUAUGCUAACACCAAUGUGUUUCAAACAUAGCAGCCCUCCAGGGUUUGGAGAUUGCUGAUUAAUUUUUCUUUGUAAGCUUUAUAGAGGUAUAAUUGGCAUGCAAGGAACUGCACAUCUUCAAAACAUACACUUGGAGGAGUUUUGAUGUGGACACUCAUGAAAACAUCACCACAGUGAAAACAGUGAACGUAUACAUCCGUCACCCCCAAAAGUUACUUGGUCUCCUCAGUGCUCCCUCCAUUUUGUUCCUCCCUGCCUUCCACCCUGCUGCUCUGCUUUCUGUCACUGGUCAUUAGUUUGCAUUUUCUACAAUUCUAUGUAAAUGGAAUCCUGCUGUAUGCACUCUUUCUUGUCCGGCCUCUUUCCCUCAGUGUACUGGUUUUGAAGUUCAUCCAGGUUGUUGUAUGUGUAUCAAUAUUAAAAUUUUACUGCUGACUAUUAGUCCAUUGUAUGCAUGGACCACAGUGUUUGGGUUUUUUCUGGGUUUGGA